GCGUGUGCCGUGCUCGCUCACAGAACUACACUUCCCAGCUUUCCUCGAGAGGCCCGUGACACUCCUUGCACCGCGAGCGCAGAGCAGGGUUUCGACAGCUGCGCCCCACUUUCUCGGAUCUGGCCCUGGACCCAGCCCCCGGCUCCGACACGGCUCCACCAUGGAGGAGGCGGACCGAAUCCUCAUCCAUUCCCUGCGCCAGGCCGGCACGGCAGUUCCUCCAGAUGUGCAGACCUUGCGAGCCUUUACCACUGAGCUGGUUGUAGAGGCUGUGGUCCGCUGUGUGCGUGUGAUCAACCCUGCUGUGGGCUCUGGCCUCAGCCCCCUGCUGCCUCUCGCCAUGUCUGCCCGGUUCCGCCUGGCCAUGAGCCUGGCUCAGGCCUGCAUGGACCUGGGCUAUCCCUUGGAGCUUGGCUAUCAGAACUUCCUCUACCCCAGUGAGCCUGACCUCCGGGACCUGCUUCUCUUCUUGGCUGAGCGUCUGCCCACAGAUGCCUCUGAGGAUGCAGACCAGCCUGCAGGUGACUCAGCUAUUCUCCUCCGCACCAUUGGAAGCCAAAUCCGGGACCAGCUAGCCCUGCCCUGGGUCCCGCCCCUUCUUCGUACCCCCAAGCUGCAGUAUCUGCAGGGCUUGGCCCUCCAGAAGCCUUUCCAUGCCAGCAGGCUGCUCGUGCCUGAGUUGAGUUCCAGAGGAGAGCCACGGGAGUUCCAGGCGAGUCCCCUGUUGCUACCAGCCCCUGCCCAGGUGCCAGAGCCUGUGGGGAGGGCAGCCUCACUUCUUCAGCACCAUGCCAUCCAGCUCUGCCAGCAGACGGGCCGGGGCCGCCCAGGGGAUGAAGACUGGGUCCGCCGAGCACCCCGCCUCCCGUCCCAGGAUGAUACACGGGCUCGGCGGCAGCGGCUGCAGAAGCACCUGGCUGAGCAUCUGCGCCAAAGCUGGGACCCUCUUGGGGACCCCACACAAGCCCGAGACCUGGGAGAGCUACUGCAGGCCUGGAGUGCUGGGGCUAGGACUGGUGCUCCCAAGGGCUCCCGCUUCACACAUUCAGAGAAGUUUACCUUCCAUCUGGAGCCCCAGGCUCAGGCUGCCCAGGCGUCAGAUGUGCCAGCCACCCCCCGGCGGCCUGAACAGGACACGUGGGUAGCUCAGGAACAGGAGCUAGAAUCCCUUCGGGAGCAGCUGGAGGGAGUGAAUCGUAACAUAGAAGAGGUUGAAACCGACAUGAAGACACUGGGAAUCAGCUUUGUGCAGGUGGAAAGCGAAUGUCGGCAGAGCGAGCUCAGCACGGCCGAGCGUGAGCAGGCUCUGCGCCUGAAGAGCCGCGCGGUGGAGCUGUUGCCUGAUGGGGCUGCCAACCUUGCCAAGCUGCAGCUCGUGGUAGAGAGUAGCGCCCAACGGGUCAUCCACUUGGCGGGUCAGUGGGAAAAACACCGGGUCCCGCUCCUUGCUGAAUACCGCCACCUCCGAAAGCUCCAGGAUUGCAGAGAGCUGGAAUCGUCUCGACGGCUGGCAGAAAUCCAGGAGCUGCACCAAAGUGUUCGGGCAGCUGCUGAAGAGACCCGCAGGAAGGAGGAAGUGUAUAAGCAGCUGGUAUCAGAGUUGGAGACUCUGCCCAGAGAUGUGUCCCGGCUGGCCUAUACCCAGCGCAUCCUGGAGAUCGUGGGCAACAUCCGGAAGCAGAAGGAAGAGAUCACCAAGAUCUUGUCUGACACGAAGGAGCUUCAGAAGGAAAUCAACUCCCUCUCUGGGAAGCUGGACCGGACAUUUGCGGUGACUGAUGAGCUGGUGUUCAAGGAUGCCAAGAAGGAUGAUGCUGUUCGGAAGGCCUACAAGUAUCUAGCUGCCCUGCAUGAGAACUGCAGCCAGCUCAUCCAGACCAUUGAGGACACAGGCACUAUCAUGCGGGAGGUCCGAGACCUUGAGGAGCAGAUCGAGACGGAGAUGGGUAAGAAGACCCUCAGCAACCUGGAGAAGAUCCGUGAGGACUACCGAGCCCUUCGCCAAGAGAACGCUGGUCUCCUGGGCCGGGUCCGGGAGGCCUGAGAAGGCCCCUGUGGAGGUCUCGCCCCAGCCUCAGGCAGGGAUUUGGGGUAUUGAAGGAGGUGGCCAAGCGCUCGCCCUAGCUGUUCCUUCUGCUCUCCAGUCCCUCCUGCUGUGGCCUUGGAUCCAGACCCCUGCCCACCUGACCCUGGCCCUUAUCUGGGAUGAUUGUUCAGCUUGUGGGAGCUCGGCUGCAGUUUAUUAGGGAGGGUACUGGGGAUUGGGGGCCUUGGUCCCAAAUAAAAGAGGAGCUCUUCUGCAGUCUAA
Carlito syrichta (Philippine tarsier) is the source of this 2308-nucleotide messenger RNA. It is a transcript of the gene CCDC22, whose product is annotated as coiled-coil domain containing 22. NCBI's taxonomy places the organism in Eukaryota, Metazoa, Chordata, Mammalia, Primates, Tarsiidae. Gene Ontology annotation, biological process: positive regulation of ubiquitin-dependent protein catabolic process. The record is from RefSeq and is a predicted model, not a curated record. Gene Ontology annotation, molecular function: cullin family protein binding. Bases 161 to 2044 code for a protein of 627 amino acids. The transcript has 17 exons.